ACUUCUCCGCGCGACGCAGAUUCGCACUCCACAUAACGGUACUUACAAGCGAACAGGUGGGAACGGAUAAACAACACUUCCUAUUGCAUGCAGCAGUUUCGGGAACUCCAUAGGCCUAGAAGCUACCUCUCCUUCGCCACAGCGGCCUGGAGUAACGUCCUAUUCGUGGGCUGCCGUCGUCAUCUUCCCAAGAACUGUGUUGGAUUAAAAAUUUGUUAUUGCUCUUGCAAUGGCAUGGGGCCAGGUUAGAUGACAGCAAUUCGAACCCAGCAAAGACGUCUCGCCGACUGAGAAAAGACCGACGCAGGGGUAGGACGAAAAAAACGUGCUGGCCUGCCCCGCUCUGUUGCUAAUCUCCGCGGUUUUUUUUGUGAGGUGAUUGUCCACUUUGGGGACAGUGAAUUACUGUGAUUGACAAGUGACUUGUGCGAUUCGGAUGGUGCUUCAAAUGUCUUGGUGUACUACCAGCUUCGGCAAAGUGGAGGUGGCACAGCCCCAAACAUCCACCGGCUCUAUAAAAGCUCAAAUUGAAAUUAUACCUUGCAAGGUCUGUGGAGACAAAUCAUCUGGAGUACAUUACGGGGUUAUCACGUGUGAAGGCUGCAAGGGUUUCUUUCGGCGGAGUCAGUCCAGUGUGGUGAACUACCAAUGUCCAAGACAGAAAAACUGUGUUGUAGAUAGAGUGAACAGGAAUAGGUGUCAAUACUGCAGGCUACAAAAAUGUCUUGCCCUUGGAAUGUCUAGAGAUGCUGUCAAGUUUGGCCGCAUGUCGAAAAAGCAGCGUGAAAAGGUGGAAGACGAAGUCCGGUUCCACAGAGCGCAGCUAGUCCGUCCCCAAGGCACGGCACCAUCACACUCAACACCUCAACCCACAGAGACUUCACCAGACAGUUCUGUCUUCGAUCACCAGCAGCAACCGUCCUCUUCCAAUCAACAUGUUUCUUACAUCAAUAGCGGGUACAAUUAUAAUGGUGAUUUAAGUACAUUCACCACAAAUGGUUACACAUACGCCCCACAAGCUAUACCAUUUGACUUAAACAGCACAGAUUUUGUGGACAGUACAACUUUUGAUCAACAACAGCAGCUAGAACCCAUUCCCGAUGCCAGUCUUCUCAUAACAGUUGUACCACCACCUACGAAUGCAAAUCAUUUAGAGCUUCUCACAAAGACUCUAACAGAAGCACACAACAGAACAUGUGUUUACACGGCGGAGCAGCUUAACGACAUUAUGAGGAAGCCUCAUGAUGUCACGUCUCUCAUCAUUUUCAAAAAUUUGGAUCAUGAGGCACUGUGGCUAGAUUGUGCGACAAAACUCACAACUAUUAUCCAACAAAUCAUCGAAUUUGCCAAAAUGGUUCCUGGUUUCAUGAAACUUUCUCAAGAUGACCAGAUUUUAUUACUCAAAGCUGGUAGUUUUGAAAUGAGUAUAUUGAGGAUGAGUAGGUAUUAUGAUCCUCUCACUGGUUAUGUAGUGUAUGGGGAAAUGAUGAUUCCAUCGGAUGCUUUCACGACAGGAGACACAUCUGAAAUGAAGCUGGUAAACAAUGCAUUUGAAAUGGCGAAAAGUGUAGCUGACCUCAAACUGACAGACUCGGAGCUGGCAUUAUACUCUGCUUCAGUUUUAUUGUCACCAGACCGUCCUGGAUUGAAAAAUGUUGCAGAUGUGCAAACUCUGAACCAUGCCAUCUUAAAAGCCUUAAAAUAUGAACUCGAUCAGUCACACAAACUACCGUACAAAGGGGACGUGAGAGCGUUCGACAUUCUCAUGGCAAAACUCUCGGACUUGCGAGACCUGAGUUGCCUACACAUGGAGGCGCUAGCCAAGUUAAAGUGCUCUUCGCCCCAUCUCGAUUUCCCAGCACUUCACAAAGAACUCUUCUCCAUUGAAAACAUGUGAUCACUCAUCUCAUCGAACUCAUCGCAGUGCCAGGAUUUAAAUUAUUUAAAGUGGCACCACU
Uloborus diversus is the source of this 1958-nucleotide messenger RNA. Its product is annotated as probable nuclear hormone receptor HR3. Gene Ontology annotation, cellular component: nucleus. Gene Ontology annotation, biological process: regulation of transcription by RNA polymerase II. Bases 437 to 1897 code for a protein of 486 amino acids. The record is from RefSeq and is a predicted model, not a curated record. Gene Ontology annotation, molecular function: zinc ion binding; RNA polymerase II cis-regulatory region sequence-specific DNA binding; nuclear receptor activity. Lineage: Eukaryota; Metazoa; Arthropoda; Arachnida; Araneae; Uloboridae. The transcript has 10 exons.